This is a messenger RNA of Colletotrichum truncatum, 1356 nucleotides long. Its product is annotated as sphingosine n-acyltransferase lac1. The record is from RefSeq and is a predicted model, not a curated record. Lineage: Eukaryota; Fungi; Ascomycota; Sordariomycetes; Glomerellales; Glomerellaceae. Gene Ontology annotation, molecular function: sphingosine N-acyltransferase activity. Gene Ontology annotation, cellular component: membrane. Gene Ontology annotation, biological process: ceramide biosynthetic process.
AUGGCCGACUCCGAACCGUUCCCUCUUCUCAACACAUCUGUCGACCAAUUGCACUCCGUCGUCGACCAUCAUACUUCAAACUCACCUCGCACACGACGUCGGAAGUCUAGCGCUUUCGGUCAGGACAUCCGCGCCGGUGACACUGGUCCUGCAUAUGCAAGCUAUACUGCCGGGGACAGCCCUAUUCCGCCUUCCCAACCUACCAAACGAAUCUCCAAACGCCGGCGUGCACGCGGCGUCCUCUCUCGUUUCCGUCAGGCCAUGAUCAAACACACAUACAUUGUUCCCGCCAUCAUCAUUGCCAUCUUUGCCGCCCUUUAUGCCGUAAAUCCGUCCGAAUCGAACCCUAUCUCCCGCUUCAUCUUCCUCUCCUACCGUCUAUCCCCCGACCCAGCAAACCCUGAUGCGCCUGCUCAAUAUGGCAAGGGUCUUUGGGACAUUGCCUUCGUGGCAUUCUAUACCAUUGUCCUCACCUUCACCCGUGAGUUCAUCAUGCAAGAGCUCUUGAGGCCACUAGCUCGCGCCGCCGGACUACGGUCUCGUGGAAAGCAGGCUCGCUUCAUGGAGCAGAUGUACACUGCCAUAUACUUUGGCUGUCUCGGUCCCGCCGGUCUAUAUGUCAUGAGCAAGACUCCAGUUUGGUACUUUAGCACCCGCGGAAUGUACGAAGACUUCCCGCACAUGACGCAUGAGGCCGGCUUCAAAUUCUACUACCUCUUUCAAGCUGCCUACUGGGCGCAACAGGCCUUGGUAUUGUUGUUGGGUCUGGAGAAGCCCCGUAAGGAUUACAAGGAACUGGUCGGCCACCAUAUCGUCAGUCUUGCUCUGAUUGGACUCAGCUAUCGCUUCCACUUUACCUACAUGGGGUUGGCAGUCUACACUACACACGAUAUCAGUGACUUCUUCCUUGCUACUUCGAAGACGCUCAACUACAUUGAUUCGCCAAUUGUCGCGCCAUACUUUUUUUUCUUUGUAUGCGUCUGGAUAUACCUGCGUCAUUUCAUCAACCUCAAGAUCAUUCUUUCGCUUUUCACUGAGUAUACCACCGUCGGACCCUUCGAGCUUAACUGGGCCACCCAGCAGUAUAAGUGCACGCUUUCCCAAUACAUCACCCUCGGUCUCCUUGCUUCUCUGCAGGCCCUGAACCUCUUCUGGCUCUUUCACAUCUUUCGCAUUGCCUACCGCUUUCUUGCGUACGACAUUGCUGAGGACGAUCGCAGUGAGGCCGAGGGCACGGAUGCCGAAGACGAAACUCAGCAAAAGGCUCUGGCUGCAGGAAAGACCAAUGGUCACACCACGGCUGUGAAUACCAGUGCGGCAGCAAAGGCCAGAGCUGUAAAUGGCCACGCGAGGUGA